Molecule: messenger RNA, 2428 nt
Organism: Engraulis encrasicolus (European anchovy)
Lineage: Eukaryota; Metazoa; Chordata; Actinopteri; Clupeiformes; Engraulidae
Gene: eno2
Product: enolase 2
Exons: 11
Coding region: 1-1305 (434 amino acids)
Biological process (GO): glycolytic process
Cellular component (GO): phosphopyruvate hydratase complex
Molecular function (GO): magnesium ion binding; phosphopyruvate hydratase activity
Source: RefSeq, a predicted model, not a curated record
AUGUCCAUUGUGAGUAUCGUUGCCAGGGAGAUCCUGGACUCCCGGGGAAACCCCACUGUCGAGGUGGACCUGAGGACUGAGAAAGGUGUGUUCAGAGCUGCCGUGCCCAGUGGAGCGUCCACAGGGAUCUAUGAGGCUCUGGAGCUUCGAGAUGGAGACAAGAGCCGCUACAAGGGCAAAGGUGUCCUGAAGGCUGUUGGCCACAUCAAUGACACCCUGGGACCGGCCCUCAUCGCUUCAGGUAUCAGUGUGGAGGAGCAGGAGAAACUGGACAAUCUAAUGAUUGAGAUGGACGGCACAGAAAACAAAUCUCAGUUUGGUGCUAAUGCUAUUCUGGGCGUCUCGCUGGCCAUCUGCAAGGCGGGCGCCGCAGAGAAAGAGGUGCCCCUGUAUCGCCACAUCGCUGACCUGGCAGGAAACACAGAGCUGGUGCUGCCUGUUCCUGCCUUUAACGUCAUCAAUGGCGGCUCCCAUGCUGGCAAUAAACUGGCCAUGCAGGAGUUCAUGGUGCUCCCUGUGGGCGCCGAGUCGUUCCGAGACGCGCUGCGCAUCGGCGCCGAGCUCUACCACACCCUCAAGGCCGUCAUCAAGGACAAGUACGGCCAGGACGCCAUCAACGUCGGUGACGAGGGGGGCUUCGCGCCCAACAUCCUAGAGAACAGCGAAGCUCUCGAGCUUCUGAAAACCGCCAUAGAGAAUGCCGGCUUCACAGAUAAGAUUGUUAUUGGAAUGGAUGUGGCUGCCUCCGAGUUUUAUCGCGAGGGAAAGUACGACUUGGACUUCAAGUCUCCCCCCGACUCCUCCAGACACAUCACAGGAGAAGAGCUGGCUGAAAUCUACCAGAGUUUCGUCAACGACUACCCAGUGGUGUCCAUCGAGGACCCCUUCGACCAGGACGACUGGGCGGCGUGGACGAAUCUGACGGCCUCGGUGGGGAUCCAGGUGGUGGGGGACGACCUGACGGUGACCAAUCCCAAGCGGAUAGAGAAGGCGGCGGAGGAGCGCGCCUGCAACUGCCUGCUGCUCAAGGUCAACCAGAUCGGCUCCGUGACCGAGGCCAUCCAGGCGUGUAAGCUUGCACAGGCUAAUGGCUGGGGUGUGAUGGUCAGCCAUCGCUCUGGUGAGACAGAAGACACCUUCAUUGCUGACCUGGUAGUGGGACUCUGCACUGGACAGAUCAAAACUGGGGCACCAUGUAGAUCCGAACGACUGGCCAAAUAUAACCAGUUGAUGAGGAUCGAGGAGGAGUUGGGUGAUCAGGCUCGUUUUGCCGGCCACAAUUUCAGAAACCCCAGUGCCCUGUGAGACUGACAUGCCUACACAGGCCCGCAAACAGAAUGACGAACUGACAGACAGACUGUCUAGAGUACCAACUGACAGACUGACACAUGACAUAUGACAGUAUAUGCACAGGACAGCCAAUACAAAGAAACAGGACAGAAUGCACUAGAAAAAAAUAAAAUAAAACAAGACUGAGGAUGCAGAAUGCAGAAUGAGUGCAGAAUAUCAGAAAAGACUGCAUGAUCGCUUUUCCAAAAAAAGUAUAAGAAUAACUAUAAUUUAAAGCUAUUAUGAUAUAUAUUACAUACUAACAUAAAAAAACAGAAAUCUAACAAAUAAGUCAUACUGCUGAAGAGCAGAAAGACACACGAAAAAAGGAGCCUUUUGGGCCAAUAUGCACUAGACCUCCCUGUUAGAAAAUACUGCGAUAGGCACCUGGAUGGAGACACAGACUUACUGACCGACUGACCCACACGCACUACUGACCGCAACUAGCGACGGAAUACUGAUGACGCACAAAAGGAAUACUGUGAAUUGAUUGAAUGAAGGUGCACACUGACAAUUGUACUGUAGAUACCAAGCCUGAAGCACAAAAAAAUUGAAAUGAAAAUAAAAAGGCGAGGAUUGAUGGUUGUGGUGCAACACAUCAAAACGACUGGACAUGCACGCUUACAGUUACACAAAACACACACACACACACACACGAGUGCGCAGCUACGCAAUAUGUAGCACACAGUCUCACCCACACGCCACUCACUCACACUCACACACACACAUGCUCAGAACUGCACUUUUUCUCCUUUUUUCCUCUCCGUCGAUAGCAACUGCAUCACUGUUUUUCCUGUUCUUCUUUUUCAUGUGCCAUCCACCCUUUCCUCCCUCCCUCCUCCUGUCCCUCUCUCCUUCCUUCACUGUCCCGUGUUGUUCCUAUGAUUGCAAACGUGGCCUGUUUCUCCAUGCUUGUUCCACUAUCCCCGACAACCCCCCCUCCCUUUCUCCUUUCCAUUGUUUAUUAUCAACCAGUAGAAUCACUGUGGUUUGGCGAGAAGAUGAUGAAGAAAAAAAUACUUUUAAAAAAGCAAAUCAAUAAAUGAAGUGGAUGUUAAAUUAUGCCAUCGAUUAAAAAAGAAAUCCAUCAUUUACUUCA